AAUUAAAUGGUAUUAGAAUUUGUGUUUGAUGUAGGAGACCUCGAUUGAGUCGUAGAACGAUCCCCAUUUUGAAACAAAUAUUAAGUUAAGGUUUCAGUCGGAGGGAAACAUUGGCGACCGCCAUUAAUCCGAACUCCAGAUCCCCAUGAAACUGAGAGGUGAGCCCUACACCUUCCUGAACAUGAUCUCCAUCCAAUCUCACCACCAUCAAUUGGCUUUUCUGGCGGCCCUCCUCUCCGCCACCGCCUGGUGCUUCUACAAGUCCACAACCCUCAGAACACAAAGGAGAGAAUCAACAAACCUACUGCACUCUUCCCACCUCGAUCAUUAUAAGAAACCUAAGAACCAGCAGCUUAAAUGCUCGUCUUCGUCGUCCUGCAACUGCAGCACCUCACGAGAGCAACCAGACAAUUCUUGCUGCAGGAGUGCUAAGAUAUUCUUUGCUUCUGAAACCGGAACUUCGGAGGGCCUGGCGCGCCGCCUCCUCCAAACCCUAAAUGCCUCCUCCAAACAACUCAUGUGUUCAUUUGAGCUCGUGGAUCCGAGCAGGUACGAGCCCGAGGAUUUGCCCAAAGAAAACCUGGUUGUGAUUGUGGCCUCGACUUGGGAAGAUGGGAAGCCCCCCAGGAACUCGCAAUUCCUUGCUCAAUGGCUCCACGAGAGCUCCAACGAUUUUAGGGUUGGCUCCACCCUCCUCACCUCCUGCAAGUUCGCUGUCUAUGGGGUCGGGAGCAGCUCCUAUGGCCCCAAAACCUUCAAUAAGGUGGCUAGGGUUUUCUCUCACCAAAUGGAGGCACUCGGUGCGAUUGAGAUCCUGCCCCUUUGCAAAGGGGAUGUGGAUACUGGUGAUUUGGAUCAAUCCUUCAAUCACUGGUGCAUCCAAAUUAUAGACAGAUUGUCAGGACUUGGGGAUCGGUUAUCCUCCUCAAAUUUGAGGUCAAUUGAGGUGGCUUCUUCUUCCAAAGGAGAAGAUGAAGAGGAAAAGGCAUCUGAUGGUAUUGAAGAAGAUUCAGAUGAUGAUAAAGAGAAUAAUGCAUCCGAUGGUUUUGAAGAAGAUUCAGAUGAUGAUAAAGAGAAUAAUGAUGGUGAAUCAGUUGUUGAUUUGGAAGAUAUAGCAGGCAAAGGUCCAUCAAGGGAACCUCCACAAAAUGGCAAGGUUGGAAGGAGGAGGAAAUCUUUUGGAAAGACACAGGCUGAUGUUAAGCCACUUUCUUCGAUGAAUAGAGUAGAGAAUGGCGAGAGAAGGGAGAUGGUGACGCCCGUUAUUAGGGCUAACUUAGAGAAGCAGGGGUAUAAGAUCAUUGGUUCCCAUAGUGGUGUGAAGAUUUGCAGAUGGACCAAGUCGCAACUGCGGGGACGUGGUGGUUGUUACAAGCACUCCUUCUAUGGUAUAGAGAGCCACAGGUGCAUGGAGGCAACCCCCAGCCUAGCUUGUGCUAAUAAAUGUGUGUUUUGUUGGAGGCACCAUACUAAUCCUGUUGGGAAGAGUUGGCAGUGGAAGUUAGAUGAUCCUCUAGAAAUUGUAAAUGCUGCAAUCGACGAGCACACAAAGAUGAUUAAGCAAAUGAAAGGAGUUCCAGGAGUGACUACGGAGCGUCUGUUUGAAGGUCUUUCACCUAGGCAUUGUGCCCUUUCCCUUGUUGGUGAGCCUAUCAUGUACCCAGAGAUCAAUGCCCUCAUUGAUGAACUGCACAAGCGACGGAUUUCUACAUUUCUUGUAACAAAUGCUCAGUUUCCAGAAAGAAUUAGAAUUCUUAAACCUGUUACUCAGUUGUAUGUGAGUGUAGAUGCUGCAACAAAAGAGAGCUUGAAGGCAAUAGACAGACCUCUCUUUGGGGAUUUCUGGGAGCGAUUCACUGAUUCAUUGAGGGCACUUCGUGAGAAGGAGCAGAGAACUGUGUACCGCUUGACUUUGGUCAAAGGAUGGAAUGCCGAGGACAUAGAUUCAUACUAUGAGUUGUUCAGCGUUGGAAAGCCAGACUUUGUUGAAAUUAAGGGUGUUACCUACUGUGGCUCGUCUGCAACCUCCAAACUGACCAUGGAGAAUGUACCCUGGCAUUCGGAUGUGAAAGCCUUUUCUGAGGCUUUGGCCUCGAAGAGUGGCAGCGAAUAUGAGAUUGCCUGCGAACAUGCCCAUUCUUGUUGUGUACUCCUGGCAAGAGCUGACAAGUUCAAAGUUAAUGGCCAGUGGUUCACUUGGAUUGACUAUGAAAGGUUCCAUGACUUGGUGGCUUCAGGUGUACCCUUUGGUGGUAAGGAUUACAUGGCAGCCACACCCUCCUGGGCUGUUUAUGGUGCUGAGGAAGGUGGGUUUGAUCCAGAUCAGGCCCGUUAUAAAAAAGAGCGACGACAUGGAAGUUGUAAUGGUCAAAACCGUCAGCCUAUAAGCUAAUGCAGCGUGAGUGCUAUCGAUUGAGGAACCAUGGAGGCUUAUGCACAAAUGAUAACAAGGCACAAAACGAGCAGGACCGACCUCCCUUCAGAGCCGAGGUUGAACUCAGCUAGUAGCCGAAAAGAGACCAUCAUAUUCUGGUAAUUGCAGAAAACAUAUGGUUUUGCACUGAGAGAAGUUACCAUACAUGAAGACCGUUUAUGUUUGGUACAAGAGGCUCUGAUUACCCCCCGUAGCAUAGUGGCUAGCUUUAAAUCAUGAUGCUGGGGGUGUGCCCGUUCGAUAACACUCAAAAGUCGUGAAUUUUACUUAGCGCAAAACAAUGGCACACCAGCUCUGAGAGUUUUUUUUUCUUUCAAUAUAUACCAAAGUUAUUGGCUUUUUUUGCAUACAAUCCCAAUGUAUAUUAGUAUGUAUGUUAUGCUCCCAUGGGGGCAACACAGUAUUCUUACUCCUUUGGUAAAAGAGCAAUUUAGGAGUAUGUUUCUAAUAGUGCUUCCGAGCAUAGUGUACAUUUACUGCCUCGUUUAGAAGAAUUAUUAGGGAGAAUUUUUUCAA
Molecule: messenger RNA, 2950 nt
Organism: Amborella trichopoda
Lineage: Eukaryota; Viridiplantae; Streptophyta; Magnoliopsida; Amborellales; Amborellaceae
Product: flavodoxin family protein / radical SAM domain-containing protein
Biological process (GO): wybutosine biosynthetic process
Molecular function (GO): FMN binding; 4 iron, 4 sulfur cluster binding; catalytic activity
Source: RefSeq, a predicted model, not a curated record